UGCAAUAAAACGCAAGUCCCCAAAACAAAGGAACACAACAACGUCGUAUACCAACGAACCAAAAUAUAUCUUGAGAUUUCAUCAGCUCAGCAGCAGGCUUCAGAGUGAUGUCCAAUAAAACGAAAUUUAUUAUCAACACUUCGGUUGAUUACUUUGAUGCAAUAUCCGGUCAUGAGGACCACCAGCCCAUUGUUGAAUUCCUGGAAACCGAUGAAAUCACAGUGCUUGCCGCAACCACCACCGAUGGCAAACUCAAGUUUCACCACCAAAUUCCAAACGAUGAUGUCUGUUUGUUGUUCUAUAAGAUCCCCAAAGUUGGUUCCCCAUCAUCCUUGUCGUCGUCGUCGUCGACAUUAUUAUCUUCGUCGUCGUCGGGAGGAGGAGGUAGAAUUGGAGGUGGAGCUGGAUCUGGUGCUGGGGCAGCACUAAAUAGAACUCCCGAAUUGAUGGAUAACCAAAGCUUGGGAAUGCUCACCCUUGAGGGUGGCAUGGUAAAAUCGAUUUACAAUUCAAUGUCCAGAGUAUUUUCGCCGCAUGCCGUUGUUAAGAAGGCUGAGUAUAGUCCGGAGUUGAGUGGCCUACUUGAGAGUUUGCAUGUUUCGUUGGGUUCUACCUUGGGAUUACCACAAUCAGGUAUAGCCUCAAUAACUGAUGAGAUUAAAUAUUGGAAGCAGAAAUUGGACAGCUCUAAGUCGAGAGUCGAUAGAGAAAUGUCACAGGUUUUUAUUGCAGCACUUGAUAAUAUUGACAAACAAAUAAGGAAAAUCGACCCUGGAGCAAUGGGAACUGUUGAAGAAUUUCUAGAUGCAGCCCAUAACAGUAUUGAUGAGCUUUGGCGGUUACCCUAUCGAUUUCCUCAAGUUCGAAUGGCUGACUUAUUGGAUAUUUUAGGAAACUUAAUUCUCGAGAUAUGCACUGAAAACCUAUCAACUGAAGACAUUUGGAACUUAAGCUCUUAUCAUGUAACUAACUCGAUGAGUCAGUGUCAUGAUAUUGUUGAUUCGUGGAUUCAACUUUGUGACUCUUUGACGCGACUCUUUUGGCCAAACUACGUUCAACAUGUCUGGACUGGGGAGCCCCAUAUUCCGAAACGUGGACAACUGUUUAAGGAACGUCUUGCUGAGAUUAAAAGCAUUAAGAAUCUCUUCAAGCAGAUAGUAAUUCUGUUAGAUGACGAUGAUAUAAUUAAUUUAUUCACAGGAAAUUCAAUAUUCAAAGAAAUCAACGUUUUUGACACAACCGAAAAGGGUAGAACCAAUUGGAAUAAGGCUUUGAAUCAAUUCGAACAAAUUCUUCAGCCUAUCGAUGAGAAAAUUGCAUUCGCCUUAAAAGCACAACUUCAUAAUUAUCUUAGCAAUGCAAGACAAAUAAUAUUCAUAUUUUCAAAAUAUGAAACACUCAUUCAGAGGCCAGCAGUUUUGGAAUUGCUCACAAUUGAACGGGAACAAUUUGUGCAGUCGUUGCAGAUUCUUUUGCAGGAUUUAAGAAAAGCAAUGAAUGACACUAAUAUGGAACCCGAUACUGGGCAUAUGUCGGUUAUUUGUAACGAAUGCCGAUGGCUUAAAGUUGUGCAGUAUCAGAUCACUGAAAUAGAAAGAGUAAGUCAUCUUAUAAGUGGAAGAGAGGGAUAUGAUCAGAUAAAUAAAGUCGUUCAAGAAAUCAAAGAAGAAACGGAGUCACUUUUACGAACUAAUUUUGAGAUUUGGUGUGGGCAGUGUAUGACAGCUGUUAAAAGUGGUGAAUUAAGACUCCGAGAUGAUCAACCAGUGGUAAAAUUUGAAAAAGAAGGCCGUCAAUUGAUGCGUGUAACCUUCAAUCCCAAGCUUGUAACGUUUUGUCAGGAUGUUAGGGAAUUUGAAAAUCUCGGCUAUACCGUUCCCAUUGAACUUAAAUCUUCAGCAACACAUGCUGCUAAGUUCAUGUGUUAUGCGCGUCGUCUCCAACAAAUAGCAACAUUUCAUAACACUAUUGGUGAUCGAAUGAUACCAUGUCAACGUCCAAUUAUGUUAAAAAAUGCCAUGGAACUUUCUAGAUUAGUUCAAGCAGAACCUGCAGCGUGGAACGAUGAAGAAUCUGUUCAAAGCUAUGUGUCAGUUCUACAAACAGCUGUUUCAAAGCUAUCGGCUGAUAAUAAUCUUCUAGUUGGUUAUCAUGAGCAAGCUAAGAGAACGAUCGUGAAGCUUAUGAACACAGACCUUUUUACCCAAGGUCAGGUGUGGAAAGAUGAGAUGCGUCACUUGCGGGAAUUAGUUGCCAGUUUGGAACGUCAAAACUACACAAAUUUGGAUGCAUUCAAGUUACAUUGGGACCAUCAGCUGUACAAGGUUCUAGAGUACCAAUACCUUGUUGGUAUAACUGACAUGAAUAAUAAACUACCAGACAUUCAUAUCGACAUAAUGUUUCGCCAACGACAACUUGUCUUUCGGCCAACCGAAGAAGAGAUUCGAGAAAAGUAUUUCACUCAACUUCGUCGAUUUCUCGAACGUCCAUGUGGAUUUCGUGGGCUUUCUGAGAAAUCUACCGAUCUCUUUAAGAAUAUGGUUGAAAUUAAUAGAAAUCAAUUUGGACCCCUUUUCAAGAAUGCUGAAGAUCUCUUUGCAAAGCUAGCGAAAUUCAAGAUGAUAUGGAAACCUUGGAUUGCUCUUGGUUGCGUUGAUAUCGAAGAGCUAUGCAGUAUUCAUUUGAAUAGCUGGGAUGAUUGGGAUAGAAAUUUCAAGGCAUGUAAGCAUUUUAGUCAAAAAGUUGCUAAACUUCAAAAUUCCGAGGAACAGAUUGAUUGUUUCGUGAUAAAUAUUUUGCCACUCCGUUCUGACAUCGAAUUCAUAAGUCGGCGGUAUUGGGAGGUUUUAUCCAACAGCUUAAGAACAUCAAUUUUAAACGAUGUUAAUAUGAUUCAAGAAUUCCUCCAAGGUUCUAUGCAGUUUCUACAAAAUGUUCCUAUGGAUGAAGCAACGAUCACAGAAUCGGGCAUGAAAUAUGAGAAGAUGACUUCGGAGCUGCCAAAAAUUAACACAACAAUAGAAGUGGUAAAAGGCAAAGACACCUGCCUCGCAGGUUGGUGCAAGGAACGUGUCUCUGCCUUAGCGAGUAUUCUUCAGCAGUGGGAGAAAUUGCAACCUCUCAUUGAAAACCACGCUGUAAUCCUUCAAAGACAGGUAGACAUCAUAAAGGAUCAGGCUAACUCCCAAAUCCAAAAUCUGCACAGUGAAGCUGAGAAGUUUAUUCUUCGUUGGGAAUCUACAGUUGCUGAGCUAGAAGCAAAUAAAGAAGCAAAUUUGGAUCUUUUCAAAGAACGCUAUGACUACUGGAGUAGCAUUAAAGAUAAAAAGAAUCAACUUAUUGCUGAAUGUUCUAAAUUUAAUAUGGAAUUUCCUGAAGAAAUUCUUCAACCAUUUGAGAAGAUCGAUGAAAAAGUUCAAGCACAAUCGAAUCAGUGGAAGGUUUUUGAUGAUUUCUCUACAGAACUUGAUACACUCAAAGAAGAGGAAUGGGCAAUUUAUCGAAGAAGACCAUAUGCUUUGACAGAAUUCCUAACCAAAUGGGAAAGUUCAAUCCAUUCUUCGAUUGAUUUGCCAUCAACGAGAAUUCGACAAAUGGUAGAACGUCUUCAAACAGUUGUGCCAGUUCUACAAAUUCUUCAAUCAGAUGCCUUGAGUGAGAGACAUUGGGCUAAAAUUUGUAUGCUCCUCAACAAGGAACCAAAACCAAUGCAGAAUAUAAUUUUGAAAGACGUUCUCGAGAAUACUAAUGCCUUGGUGGCUUCUUCAAAUGAAAUCGGGAACAUAGCUAAACAAGCAUCAGCAGAACAAGUAGUUCGUCAAGCUUUAAAUGAACUUGAUCAAUGGGCUGUAACGGCUACACUCAAAUUAACAACACACAAUGAUUCUUCAGGGAAUAGUGUUUCAUUAAUAAAGGAUUAUCAAGAGAUUUUAAACAAAAUCGGAGACAAUCAGUCUUUGCUUCAAUCAGCUAAAAAUUCAAGUGCUUUUGAUGCGUUCUCAGAUCAAGCUGAAUUGUGGGAAAGUCGACUUAAUUCUUUGGACAAUUUGCUGACGGGAUUAAAUAAAUCUCAAAGGAGAUGGGUCUAUCUUGAACCAGUUUUCGGUGCCGGGACACUAAAAAACGAAGAAGCUCUCUUCAAACGUAUCGACAAAGACUUUCGUUAUGUAAUGCGUGAAAUUCAAUCCGAUUCCAGGGUUAUCUCGAUCAUAAAAAUCAAUAAUAUCACAACUAUUGUGAAUUCUUUAGAGAAUCAAUUGUCUCGAUGUCAGAACAAUCUAACGUCCUAUAUCAUGGACAAAAGAAAUUCCUUUCCAAGAUUUUAUUUUCUUGGCGACGAUGACUUAUUGGAAAUUCUUGGCCAAGCAUCAAAAGAGGAAAUCAUUCAAAAGCAUAUCAGGAAGCUUUUUCCCGGAUGCCAUAGUCUAAAUGUAGCCACAAUGAACGAUGUGAAUACCAUUAAAGCUGUGCACAGCGCUGAGGGGGAUAUUUUGACUUUGGGACAAUCGGUGCAGAUGAAAGGUCCUAUCGAGAACUGGCUGAAUUUGCUUGUGACAUCAAUUCAGGACACUCUCAAGGAGCAAAUAGUUCAGUGUUAUGCAAAAGUGAAUACUUUCAACGACCAAAUUAUCGCAACGUAUCCCGUUCAGGUGUUGAGCAUUGCCAAAGCGGUUAACUUUACAGCUCAAGCGGAAAGAGCGAUUGGCUCGAUGUCUUUGCAAAAGUUACUCCAAUCGUUGAAUGAGGAAAUUGCCAAAUUUGCAAAGAUGAAAAAUCUAAGUCGCACUGAUUCUAAUUCUGAUUCACUGAUGCGAACGAAGCUAAGAGCUCUAUUGUUCGAUUUGGUGCAUUAUGUAACAAUUGUUGAAGAAUUAUUACACAACAAUGUUACCAAUGUGACAGAUUGGCAUUGGUUGCAACAGAUGAAGUUUUAUUUGGAUUCGAAGACGGGCAUUGUAAUGAUUAAGAUGGUUUAUGCUGAAUUUGAAUAUUCGUAUGAGUUUUUGGGAAAUCCAAAUCAAUUGGUUAGUACGAGUUUGACACAUAAGUGUUAUUUGAUAUUGACUCAGGCUAUGCAUAUGGGACUUGGUGGUAAUCCCUUUGGACCGGCUGGAACGGGGAAGACUGAGUGUGUUAAAGCGUUGGGUGCUAAGAUGGGACGAUUAGUGUUAGUCUUCAAUUGUGAUGAGAACAUCGAUUCCGAAGCAAUGGGCCUUAUUCUUACUGGCUUGGCUCGUUGUGGAGCUUGGGGCUGUUUUGAUGAGUUCAAUCGACUUCAAGAAGCCACCCUUUCUGCAAUUUCCAUGUUAAUUCAACCCAUUCAAAUAGCCUUGAAGGAAAAAUCCGAACAAGUUCAAAUUGCAGAAAAAACAGUAAAUAUCAAUCACCAUUGUGGAAUAUUUGUCACUCUCAAUCCCGCUGGGGAGGAGUACGGUGGUCGUCAAAAGCUUCCCGGUAACAUACAAGCCCUAUUCAGACCUAUUGUAAUGCAACAACCCGAACCCAAAGAGAUUUCACGCGUCAUGCUAUUUGUUGAGGGAUUUAAAACAGCACACGAAAUCGGCGAUCGAAUAGUGGAACUUUUUGACUUGUGCAAGAAGAUGCUAUCGACACAACGUCACUACGAUUGGGGCCUUCGUGAACUUAAAACUAUCCUUCUUGCUUGCGGUAGUGAGCUCUCUAAAAACAACACACCAUCAUCCACACCCAACGACGCCGCCGCCGCCGUCAGUGAUGGAAGCAACAACGAAAUGGAAAUUGUCGUACAAUGCUUACGAGCCAACACCAUGUCAAAGCUUACUCAACCCGACACCAAACUAUUCGAUAUGUUAUUGCAAAAUGUAUUUCCCGAAAUUGAAAUCAGCACUCAGCGGGGCUCAACGCUAAUGCAAUGCAUUGCCGAGUCCUUUGCCACUCUCGGUAUGUGUCCCAAUGACAGGCAAAUUGAAAAGGCUCUUCAGCUCCACGAACAGCUUGUCAAACGAAUGGGUGUUGUCGUGGUUGGCCCGCCCGGCUCGGGAAAGACGUCCAUCAUCAAUGUGUUGCGACAGGCUUUAGUUGCAAAUGGACGAACAAUCCGGACACAUACUAUUAGUCCAAAAUCUAUGAGUCGAGUGCAGUUAUUGGGCAAACUUGAUGCUGACACAAGACAAUGGACCGAUGGUGUUCUCACCACAACGGCUGUGGCUGUAAAUUCGGAGCCAUCAGCCAACAUACAGUCGUGGAUAAUAUGCGAUGGCAGUAUUGAUCCAGAGUGGAUUGAGGCAUUGAAUUCAGUGUUGGAUGACAACAAACUAUUAACACUUCCAUCGGGUUGGCGUAUACAAUUUGGGAAUAAUGUCAACUUUAUUUUUGAGACACAUGAGGUAACACAUGCCUCUCCAGCUACCAUUUCAAGAAUGGGAAUUGUCAAUUUAAGUUCCGAUGACCUACCAAAGGAAAUUAUUUUAGAUGCUCACUUGGCCAAAGAAGAAUACGGAGAUCUCAUGCGGUCUUAUUGUCAAGACUAUUUCGAGCCAGCUGUUGAAUGGGUGGAGAAAGAAUAUCUGCACUCUCUACCAUCUCUAGCUAGAAUCUCUCUUACUUGGUCUCUCCUGACCAACAUGACCCAAAUCCAGAGCAAGGAAGAGUUUUGUAUUUGUCUACUUCGAAGUAUCAGUGGAUUUUUACCAGUUGAAAAACACAAUGAUUUUGCCAAUUAUAUCUUCGAACUAUCCAACGUUUACAUCUCGAACCCUUCUAAGGCCGAUUUGACUUAUUACAAUCCUGAACGUGAUGCUAUUGAGGUCUUUGAAUCUGAUUUUGCAUUUGACAGCUCUCAGGCUCAGCUCAUUCGAACCGAUCGAGUGAAGUCUUAUUUAGAGGUUCUGAGGGUGUUUUUGGAAGCACCAUGCUCGAAGUCGUUCCUUAUUGCUGGACCAUCAGGAUGUGGGAAGACCUUACUCAUUCAAGAAGCAAUAAGUGAACAUUCUGGCUAUGAGUUGAACGUCAUAAACUGCAGUAAACAACUGACGCCAGCCUAUAUUCUUCACACUCUUAAACAAAGUUGCGUUACAGUGACAGGUUUGAAGGGCCGAGAAUAUAAGCCCCGACAAGUUCGAGUUGUAUUGUUUUUUAAGAAUUUGGACCUCUGCCAUAUUGAUGCAUGGGGAACAAGUGAAAUUGUUGAACUGAUCUUACAACUUGUCCAACGAAAUGGAUUCUAUGCCGAUAAUUUGGAAUGGAUAAACAUUUCUGGCAUCCAGAUAUGUGGAUCGAUUUCGGAUUCAAAUUCCCGGCUGAAACGCAUAUCACCAAGAUUUCUAACGAUCAAUCAUUUUUUGAGAGUUAGUUAUCCUUCGCCAAGUGAUAUGGAAUCAAUUGUACAAAAUCGAUUGGAACCGAUUUUGAUGAGAUUUAAAAAUCCACCGAAUACAUUAGAUGUUGUGAGAAGUGUCUUGGAUUUUUUCACACAGAUUCAAGAAUCAUUUAAUUUGGUUCAAGGAUUGGCUCAUUAUCAAUUUACACCAAAGAUAAUUAUGAACUUUAUUUUGGGAUUGAGUCAUUAUCCAGUGGAUUCGUGUAAUGAGGCUCUGAUCUGUGAACUGGUUUCGAUAUUCAAAGAUCGUCUUGCAACCGAAGAAGAUAUCGAAAAAUUCGAUGACAUCCUAAGAGAUACUAUGAGAAAGUUCUAUGGAAAAGAGAAAAUCUUUUUCAUUCCGAAAUCACCUAAAGAUGCAUCUUUAAUAGCACUAGCUCACGAUGAAUGGAUGGAUGAAGUUCAGAGGCUGAUAGCUAUUUGCAGUUCCGAAACAUUCAUAAUUGAUGAACCAAUUACUAAAGAACUCUUGGAUCAGUCGGCAAAAAUUGCCCGAGUAAUUUCACGACCGAAUUCCCACCUGAUGAUUAUAGCACAGCCUAGUGGCAGGCACUUGGAUGCAAUGAAUAUCGCUUCGACACAAUUACAAGCUAAGAUUUAUCUUCCCCAAGGUGUCAAGGAUUAUAACAUUCAGGAUUUUUAUAAUGAUCUGAAAUUGGCAAUGCAAACAGCAGCUCUAGAAGACCAAUGUACCUGUUUGCUGAUUGACCACUGCUGGAUAACUUAUUUGCCAGAUAUAAUGAAACCAAUUGAAGCGAUUCUUGAAGGAAGUGAAAUUCUGGACUUGUUUGGAGAUGACUUGGAUUCGAUUGCCAGUUCAUUGAAACAUUCUGCCCAACUUGAGGGCUACCAGGACUCAAUGGGCUCCUAUUUCAUUGAACGUACCAAGAGAAAUCUUCACCUGGUCCUUGUCCUGGAUCCAACAAGUGACAAGACAAACGAAUAUUUCGACAUCUACCCGGCUCUCUAUAGAAACAUGGAUUUCCUUUAUGUUCGAGACAUGUCAUCAGAAACUGCGGCAAUGCUGCCGAAGAAGUUCAUUGAAACUCUUAGCGAGGGAAAGGACAAUAGAGCCCCAGUAUCUUCGUACUUUUCACACGUUUUGAAUGGAGUCACUCAACAACAAUCACCAAAGCGUUACUAUCAAUUGAUUCGAUCGUAUUUUUAUAUUUGUUGUCAUUUCUCUCAGGAUAUUGACAAACGCUUGGGGAAACUCCAGAUGGGUGUUGAUAAACUGGCUUCAGCUCACAAAGUAGUGGCAACUCUCAAAUCGAACGCUGUCGUUCAGGAGGAAGCAUUAGCCGAGAAACGAAAACUGGCGAAUGACGCUUUAGAGAUGAUUUCAGCCACAAUGCGCAACGCCAACGAGCAAAAGUCGAGUAUGUUGGAACUCAAGAAGCAGGCUCAAGUGAACAGUGAAAAGCUUAAGGAACGUCAGAAAGCAAUUCAAAUCGAACUGAGUGAAGUUGAACCGAUUCUCAAGGAAGCAAGUGCUGCAGUGGGUCAGAUCAAGUCUGAAGCUCUGUCAGAAAUCCGAUCGUUGCGUGCUCCACCCGAGGCGAUUAGGGACAUUCUCGAGGGUGUUCUGCGGCUGAUGGGCAUAAGAGAUACAUCUUGGAAUAGUAUGAAGACAUUUUUAGCAAAACGAGGAGUCAAGGAGGAUAUUCGUUCACUCGAUCCUGGCCGCAUUAAUCCGGAGAAUUGUGAAGCAGUUGAAAAAUUACUCGCGUCCAAAGCUGAUUCGUUUGAGUUGCGUAAUGCCAAACGUGCCUCUGCUGCAGCUGCUCCCCUGGCUACAUGGGUCAAAGCCAGUGUAAGAUAUUCCAAAGUGAUACAGAGCAUAAGACCAUUGGAACGGGAACAGAAUGAGCUACAGCGAAAUCUUGACGUCGCCGACGAUGAGAUGAAAUCCCUCAUGACCGGAUUGGAUGACGUUGAUGCACGAGUCAAGGAACUGUCUGGUCGUUUGAACGCCUACACCCAGGAAGCAGCUGUGCUGGAGCUAAAACUAGAAGAAGCACGAACCACACUCAAUUCAGCAGAAGUCCUCGUUGACAAAUUGAGUUCAGAGUUUCAAACUUGGAGCGUCCAGCUGGAUGACUUCAAGCAGGCUUAUAAGACCCUUGACACAAAAUCACUGCUCUUGUCUUUUGCCAUUAACUAUUGCUCCCAUUUAAGCUACGAGAAGAGAUUAUCCGUGAUUGAGUACCUUACGACGGACAUGCACAUCCCUCAAUUCAGCAUUACGAAGAAUCUCCUGUCGGAUCAGGAACAAAUCAUCUGGGAGAGCAUGGGUCUGGAUCGAGAUGCUCAAGUCAUUGAAAACGCAGCCCUCUUAGCCCAAAUGAUUGACCUACCAUUUGCCACCUGUCCUAUUCCUCUGGUGAUAGAUCCCUCUCAAACAGCAUACACCUGGCUUCAGGAAUAUCUUCGAAGCAAGAACAAGUCUUUCGAAGCUACAACACAAAAUAAUGACCGUUUCUCGUACUCCGUCGAGUUAGCGUUGAGAUUUGGAAAGAUUCUUAUCGUCCAGGAUUGUCAAGACCUCCGGCCACCGCUACUGCAGCUGGUUAAGGGAAAUAUGUUCGUCAAAUUUGGGAAGAAACUUCUCGAAGUUGGUGGGAAGCUCGUUGAUUUGCAUGAGAAUUUCAAGCUCGUCAUGUUCUCGAAGACCGACAAGCUGAGCAUUGCAAUGGAGUCAAAAACCUAUUGCACGUGUAUUCCAUUCACCGUGACAAGAGUUGGACUAACCGACCAACUCAUAUCCAAGACAAUAAUCCUUAAGAAUCCCAAUUUGGAAAAGAAGCGUGUCGAUCUGCUCCGAAACGAGGGAAUUCUGUUAAAACAAAGAAACGACUUGGAAGACAAACUGCUGCAGGAAUUGUCCGAGGCACAGGGAGAUAUCCUCAAGAAUGAGAAACUUCUGAAGACAUUGAAUGAGGUCAAGGAAAGCAGUAGCCAUAUUGACAAAUCCCUGAAGGAGUCAGCUGUGGUGAAGGACACUGUCUUGGAAGAGUACAACCAAUUCCAGGUUCUCUGUUCGAAUGCUGCCAACUUCUACAUAGGCCUCAGCAAGCUCUAUGAGGUGUCUCCGGUAGUUUUUACAAAUCUGUAUUUAAAAAGCGUGGAACUUGUCGAGGACACCGAUGAAUCCAAGAUCUAUGCAUCUCUGGUGAGGACUACUUUCCAGUAUUUAGCCCGAUCGACGCCAAGAGAGUCACAUAUAACUCUAGCAAUCUUUGUCUGUAAAAAUGCCUAUCCCGAUCGAAUUACCCAACGAGAAUGGGAGUUGUUCGUGACGAAUUUUAUGAUCAGUAGUGAUGGUUCCACACGCUUCGCUCUGCCAUCUUGGAUGGACGCAGAUGCAGUGACGAAGCUUAACAUUCUCCUGACUCAGUGUCCGGAACUGGAGACUGCCCUUCAACUUGACAAUGAUCGUCUCUGGCGGCCAUUUGUGGAGGAGAAGAGCACCAAUCAAAUCCCGGUCGAUGUGAAACCCUUUCAGAAGGUACUGAUUUCUCAGAUUCUACGACCUGACCUCAUCAUUCAGACACUGUCUCUCACUGCAUCGCAUAUUCUGGGACUCUCUAUUGACUCUGUCAUGCAGCCAACUAUGGAACAGCUCACCGAGGAGAGUUCUGGAACAAAACCAAUCCUCGUCAUCACUCAGCCUGAGAACGAUCCGUCGACAGAGAUUCGAAACUUGGCCUUGAAGAAACUUGGAGUUGGUAAAUACACAGAGCUUUCAAUUGGUCGGGGAAUGGAGAAAUCAACUCUUGAAGCAAUUCGCAGAUCUGCGGAGACUGGAAAAUGGAUUUGUGUCAAGAAUGUACACCUGAUUCCCAAUUGGUUGGUCGAUCUCGACCGAGAACUAGAGACUUUGAAGUGUUCCGAUGAUUUCCGUUUGUGGAUUAUUUGUGAAUCAACGAAAGGUUUCUCCGAAGCAGUCAUGUAUAAAUUCGUCAAAGUGCUCUUUGAAUUCCCAAAUGGCCUAAAGAACAAAGUCCGUCGAUUAGUUCAGCAGUACUUGAUUGGAAUGGCUGCCAAUCAGACUAAGGAUGCCAAAAUAACCAAAUUGAGAGUUGUGUUGUUUAUUCUCAACUCUGUGCUACAGGAACGUCGUAAAUACAUUCCCCAAGGGUGGUCUAAAUGGUAUGAAUUCGGCGACUCAGAUCUUCGUUCGGCAAUGGAAAUUAUUCAGUGGCUUGAGAAGAGCAUCUCCAGCGGAAGGAUGAAUUGGAAAAUCUUGCAGAAGUUAUGUGAAAAUGUGGCUUACGGAGGUCGCAUUAGCAACAAUAGAGAUUUGUUGGUCUUGCAGAAUUAUCUGGAAGAAUUUUUCACCUCAGACUCAACAAGUAAUCGAUGGAGUCCGUUGAAUUUAAAAACUACCAUUCCUACAACGGUAAAUGUUCAGGAGUACGUAAAUGCGGUGAUGAAGUUCCCAGACUCAGACGAACCCGAUACAUUUAAGCUAUCGCCACAUUCAAAUGUUUCAAGGGAUAUCAUCUUUUCGAGGAAUAUCAUCAAGGCAUUGAGGACAGCGUAUUAUCAAAAUGACGAAAACAGUAGAAUGGAUAAGAGGAUUAGGCCAAUUUUGAUGGUUUGGAAGAAAUUGGCUGGGAAAUCUACUGUUCUGCAGACUUGGAAGGAAAUGAAAGAGGUGAAAGCUUCAACUCCUUGGGAGGCAUUUGUUAUAUCGGAAAUGAAAAAAGCGGGACAGUGCUUUCAAGAAGUUCACAACACCUUAUCGAAUGUCCACAUUAUACUUAGGGACUCAAAGAAUAUAUCGAAUCAUUUUGAUUCAAAUGUGUUGACAACUUUAGCUGAGAACUUGGUUCCUUUAUCAUGGAGACAAAUUUGGGCAGGACCUCGAUCAACAAUCGAUUACUUGAAAGGCUUAAUAUUCAAAUCAAGUGAAGCUGAACGAAGACUCAAAUCAGAAUUAAAUUUGGUAUUCGUUGAGAGCAUAAACUUAAGUGCGGUAUUUAGUUGUGAAACAUUUUUGGCCAGUUUGAAAUUGGCCAACUCCAAGAAGCUGCAGCAGUCGUCUAAGAGUCUCAUCCUCCAGACUAGUGGAUCAGUGUCGAGUGAUUGCAUAGCCGUUAAAAUAGCUUCAGUUAAGGUCGAUGGAGCACAGUUUCAUAAUGGAAAAUUAAUUGUUUCAUCAACUUUGGCACAAAAUGAAGAUAAAUCAGAUGAAUUUUAUAUGAGUUUCAAGAAAUGUGAUAAUUUUAGUGAGAAUUAUAAAGUGGGAAGUGGAAAAAAUCAAAUACCUCUGUAUUCGAAUGUAACAAGGGAGAAUUUAAUAUGUUAUGUUGACAUAGAAACACACGAAAGUGCUGACACAAUUUUAUUAUCAGGAGCAGCGUUGAUUGUUUCUGAUUUUUAAAAUUAUAAAUUGAAUAAAAUUUCUUUUUAUACAAAAAAUGUGUUUUUGUAUAUUAUAUAAAUAAAGUGAUUUAUUAUUUAUAUUUUAAAUAAAUACAAAAAGAAUCAGAAUUUCUUUUUAUAAAAUCUAAAACUA
Molecule: messenger RNA, 12881 nt
Organism: Eupeodes corollae
Lineage: Eukaryota; Metazoa; Arthropoda; Insecta; Diptera; Syrphidae
Gene: btv
Product: cytoplasmic dynein 2 heavy chain 1
Exons: 35
Coding region: 108-12746 (4212 amino acids)
Biological process (GO): microtubule-based movement
Cellular component (GO): dynein complex
Molecular function (GO): ATP binding; dynein light intermediate chain binding; ATP hydrolysis activity
Source: RefSeq, a predicted model, not a curated record